GCGCGCGCCAGCGACAAGCCACGAGCAAGGAACUAGGAAGGAAAAGGAAGGGCAAACGAUGAAGGUACUCCUGUUGCUGAGUCUUCUGGUGGCUGCGUGUGCAGCAACACCUCUGGACGAUUACGUCAACGCCCCGGAUCCGACGUACGAGUAUCGAGACCUUGGCGACCCUUGGGACGGAGACGGCUACACCUCCUACUUCAUAAACCUCACUUCCCAGCUCUGGCUCUCACCUGGAGAAGUGAGCCGUGCCAUAUGGUGGCACUAUCUGGUCAUCAACAUCCCAGACGAGAUCGAAUUUGGGGACACUGGAUUUCUCUACAUCACCGGUGGGAGCAACACUAAUGGUCGUCCAGACAUCACAAGUGAAGACUGUCUUCUGACAACACUUAUGGCAGUCGGGACUAACACUGUGACGGCCACACUCUUCCAGGUCCCAAAUCAGCCCAUUGUUUUUGCCGAAGAUCCAACUAAGAAGAGUAGAUCUGAAGAUGCUAUAAUUGCCUACACCUGCUACCAUUACGUCUUGAACACCAGUGAUCCCGAGUACUUGCUGAGACUCCCCAUGACCAAG
Molecule: messenger RNA, 574 nt
Organism: Geodia barretti
Lineage: Eukaryota; Metazoa; Porifera; Demospongiae; Tetractinellida; Geodiidae
Source: the annotation of a GenBank genome assembly